AUGGGGUCGUUGAGAUCAUUCAUUAAAGCUGUUAGAAAAGCAAAGACAAUUGCUGAUGAAAGAGCAGUCAUUCAAAAGGAAUCAGCAGCAAUAAGAACAUCAUUCAGAGAUGUUUCACUUGAUCAUACUACAAGGAGAAUUAAUAUAUCUAAAUUACUUUAUCUUUAUAUAAUGGGAGAAAAAACUCAUUUUGGUCAAGUUGAAUGUCUUAAAUUAUUAGCAUCACCAAGAUUUGCUGAUAAAAGAUUAGGUUAUUUAGCUUGUAUGCUAAUUUUAGAUGAAAAUCAAGAGGUACUUACAUUAUUAACAAAUUCAUUGGAUAAUGAUAUGCAACAUCCAAAUGCUUAUAUAGUGGGAUUAGCACUUUGUUGUCUUGGAAAUAUUGCAUCACCUGAAUUAGCAAGAGAUUUAUAUCAAAAUGUAGAGACUAUAAUGGAUUCAAAGAAUAAUUUUUUAAAGAAAAAAGCAUGUUUUGUUGCAGCAAAAUUAGUUGAAAAAGAACCAGAUUUAUCUGAAUUUUUCUUACCAAAAGCAUUGGAAUUAAUAAAUGAAAAAAAUUCAUCAGUAUUAUUAGGAUCUUUAAGAUUAAUUCAAGCCUUGUAUGCAAUUGGAGAAACUGAUGUAACUUCAACAUUACCUAAAAUUGUAAAUCAUUUAAAAAGAGUUUCAACAAGUGGAUAUCAACCAGAUUAUGAUGUAAUGGGAACUACUGAUCCUUUUCUACAAGUGAGUCUAUUAGAAACAAUUAGAAUCCUUGGUGGUAAUUCAGAAGAAAUUAAUGAUAUAUUGACUCAAGUAGCUUCAUUGGAUAGUGGCAAGAAUGCAGCAAAUGCAAUAUUAUAUGAAUGUGUUAAAACUAUCUUUGCAAUUGAUGCUGAUCAAUCAUUAAAAAUUUUGGGUGUUAAUAUUCUAGGUAAAUUUUUAUCAACAAAAGAUAAUAAUACAAGAUAUGUGGCAUUAGAUACAUUAUUAAGUAUUGUGAAUAUAGAACCAUUAGCAGUUCAAAGACAUAGAGCUACUAUCGUUAGUUGUUUAACUGAUGGUGAUAUUUCAAUAAGAAGAAGAGCAUUAGAAUUAGCAUUUGGUAUAAUAAAUGAACAAAAUAUAAGAGUUGUUACUAGAGAAGUUUUAACAUUUUUAUCCAGCUGUACGGAUCAGGAGUUAAAGCUGUAUGUUACAUCUCAACUUACCAUUGCAGCUAACAAAUAUUCUCCAAAUGACAAAUGGCAUUUUGACACAUUAAUUAGAAUUUUAGAGAGUGGAGGGAAUUCUUUAACUCAAGAUAUCAUAUCAAAUAUUCUUGCAUUAAUUCUACAGUGUGAUGACCAAGAAUUGAAAAAACAUGUUGUUUCCAAAUUAUAUGAAUCUAGUUUGAAAGAUAAUAAUCAAUAUGGUUUAGUUUUAAUUAGUAUUUGGUCAUUAGGUGAAUAUGGUGAGUUAAUUUUAGGAAAUGAAGUAACAGAAUCAAACAUUACGGAUUUAUUUGAAACCAUCUUGGAAAAUUCUACUUUCUCGAGCAAUGAGAUCAUUCAAUUAACAAUAUUCAUUCUCACGGCUGUACUUAAAUUAUCUAUUAAAUUUAAGAAUUCAAAAGUAAUUGAAAGAUUACGAAAUAUAAUAAAUUCCAAAACUUAUGAUUCAAAUUUAGAAAUUCAAACUAGAGCUGUUGAGUAUCAGGAAAUAUUUGGUCAAGAUUCUAGUUUAAAGAGAGGAUUAUUAGCAAGAAUGCCAGCACCACCUGUAAAACAAAGAGAAGCCUUAAAAUUGCAUAAUAAUAACAGCAAUAACAAUCAUACCAAUACUAAUAAAAAAUUUGAUUCAAGCAUUGGUGAAACUCAAAAUAAUUUACUCGAUUUAAUUGAUACAGAUGAUUUACCAACAACAUCACAAGAAAAUGACGUGUUAUCAGAUAUAUUUGGAGAUAAUUCAGUAACAAAAGCAUCACCGUCAUCAUCAUCACAUGUCAAUGAAAUUAAUGCAUUUGAGAAUUCAAAUUUAAAAGUCUCAUUUAUACCCAAAAAGUUUUCAAAUGGUGAAGCAAUAAUUGAAGCAAUUGUUUCAUCAAAUAAAUUAAUCAAUCAAUUUCAAUUAUUAAUUGCAGUUCCAAAAUCUCAAAAAUUAACAAUAACCUCAACUUCUGGUGAUACUUUAAAUUUAGGACAAAAAAUUCAUCAAAAUUUAAAAAUUGUUGGUAAAGAAGGUUCAAAAAUUAAACUUAGAGUUAAAUUAAAAUAUAAUUACAAUAAUGAAUCAAUUGAAGAUCAAUUUGAUUUUAGUGGAUUUAAUGAAACUUUAUAA
Molecule: messenger RNA, 2298 nt
Organism: Lodderomyces jiufengensis
Lineage: Eukaryota; Fungi; Ascomycota; Pichiomycetes; Serinales; Debaryomycetaceae
Gene: APL4
Product: Apl4p
Exons: 1
Coding region: 1-2298 (765 amino acids)
Biological process (GO): intracellular protein transport; Golgi to vacuole transport; receptor-mediated endocytosis
Cellular component (GO): AP-1 adaptor complex; membrane coat; Golgi apparatus
Molecular function (GO): clathrin-cargo adaptor activity
Source: RefSeq, a predicted model, not a curated record